Molecule: messenger RNA, 4803 nt
Organism: Zychaea mexicana
Lineage: Eukaryota; Fungi; Mucoromycota; Mucoromycetes; Mucorales; Lichtheimiaceae
Product: P-loop containing nucleoside triphosphate hydrolase protein
Exons: 12
Coding region: 1-4803 (1600 amino acids)
Biological process (GO): transmembrane transport
Cellular component (GO): membrane
Molecular function (GO): ABC-type transporter activity; ATP hydrolysis activity; ATP binding
Source: RefSeq, a predicted model, not a curated record
AUGGAAGAAGACAGUAGUAUACCGACGAGUUUUUGGCUAGCGACUGCCUUUGCCGUUUCAGCAUGUGGCAGUGCCGUCAUUCUGUCCUUGCAACGUGUGUACGACCAUAAAACCCGCCAACGUCUAGAAGAAGCUGGCCCCGACCUUUCUCCACUCCAUUUCGACAAUGAGCGCGAUCUCACAGUCCCUUAUGCAGACAACGAUCGCACAACGCGAAUUACUUUUGAAACAGCCGUCCUCUUGCUCUUUGCAAUCUACGAUCUCUAUUCGACCGUGCAAUCGCUCUCGGACGAGCGAUCUAGUCUCGGUAUUUACACUGUCAUGGGUACUGCGUUCUCGCUUGCAACGUGGCUAUAUGCUUUUGCGCUUGCAGUGACCUCGCAACGGCACCGUUUGCCAAACGAUUGGGGAUUCGCGCUGAACUGUCAUUUGUGCGCCGUGUACUUUGUCGGCUUAAUCGUCGCCAUAUAUCAAUUUUAUGCACUGACACAACGCACGCAAGAUUCGGUGACAUGGUCCGAAGGUGUACCAAGGCUCGUGGGAUUACUCUUGACGAUGGAUAUGCUCUACGUUACUUCCACGGCUGAACGUGGUCCACCUUUCCUGGAUGAAAAUGGCCGUACGGUUAUCCAUGUCAAUGUGUCAUCCGUGUUUAGCUUCUUGUUCUUUACUUGGCUCCGACCUCUUAUUAAGGUUGCUUACACGAAACAACAGCUAACCGACGACGAUCUGCCGAGUCUGCCGCCCAUCUACCGUGGUUAUAAUCUCUUCUAUAUGUUCGGCUUUUCACGUGGUCGGCGCUUACUCUAUCGCAUCUUCCACGCGAAUCGAACGGCUAUCAUCAUCCAAAUCAUCACAGCGUUCGUGUCAUCGCUAUUCUACUACGUUCCUGCGUUUUUCAUCAACCAGCUAUUGCUCCUUAUCCAAGAAAUGGGUGCUGGUGGUCACCAGGAAACGGGCCUGAGGGAUGGUUUAUUGAUCGUUCUGGGACUCGGAACAUCUAUGAUAGUUCUGUCCGUCAUUGUCGGACAGCUCUGGUAUUGGGCUGCAUCGUCGGUCCAAGUACGUAUCAAGGCGAUGCUCAACAUUGAAAUUUAUCGCAAGACAUUGAGACGCAGAGACACGGGUGUGUCUGCUGGCGACGAUCAAAAUAAAAUUCAAGACGGCUCAAAGACGAACAAAAACAGUGACCACAGCGACAACGAUGGCGACAAAAAGAAAGGCGAUGACGAGGACGAAGAGGAUGUAUCAUCAACAGGCCAAAUUGUCAACUUGAUGAGUACGGAUUCCAACCGAAUUUCUGAGUUUAGCACCUGGUGGUUCACCAUCUUCGCUGCUCCUACCGAGUUGGUCAUUGGCAUCUACUUUCUGUACCAACUUCUUGGUCUCUCCUGCUUUUUGGGUCUGUCUGUCAUGGUGAUUGCGCUGCCGAUCAAUCAUUUUAACGCCAAGCUGUUCGCCAGUACUCAAGAUAAGCUCAUGGAUGCUCGUGACAAGCGUGUUUCACUCAUGAACGAAGUUCUUCAAGGUAUUCGCCAAAUCAAGUUCUUUGCCUCAGAAAAGGGGUGGGAAAAGAGAAUCAUAGAGUCAAGAAAUACCGAAUUGCACCAUUUGCGUACCACGUAUAUCUGUGAAUCUCUUUUCACUCUCAUUUGGCAAGGAUCACCUCUCCUGGUUACUAUUCUAUCAUUCUGGUCAUUUACAAUGCUUGAAGGCAAGGAAUUGACCGCUGCUAUAGCUUUCACGAGUAUUGUUGUGUUUGAUGAGCUUCGUUUUGCUUUGAACGCACUUCCCGAGACAUUUAUCGAGUUAUUGCAAGCCUUGAUUAGUGUACGUCGAAUUCAGCUUUAUUUGGAUCAAGACGAGAUCGAACCAGCUUCAGCGGUAGAUCUUACCAAGGAUGUGCGUAUUGCCUUCAACAAUGCUACCGUGUCUUGGACGUCCAAAUCUCCCAGCAUUGAAGAGCAAAACAGCACCGUGUCUUCGAGCAGUGAUGAAACGGCCUUGGAAUCGAACGCGUUUAUGAUAAAGGAUAUCAACGUCCACUUCCCCAAUGACAGGUUGAGUUUGAUUUGUGGUAGCACCGGUUCUGGCAAGACGCUGCUCAUGUUGAGUUUGCUUGGCGAAACUGUUGUGCUCAAGGGUAGCAUUGAUUGUCCUCGAACACCUAUCUGUGAGGAUGUUUCUGCUGACUUUGCGAUCCAGCAAUCCAUUCCAGAAGAAGACUGGAUCUUGGAUCAUGCCUUGGCCUAUGUCUCUCAAACAGCUUGGCUUCAGAAUGCAUCUAUCCGUGACAACAUUCUAUUUGGCUUACCUUACGUUGCAAAGCGAUAUGAAGCCACGCUUACGGCUUGUGCAUUGGACAAGGAUCUGUCUAUUUUGGAAGACGGUGAUAUGACCGAGAUCGGUGAAAAAGGCAUUACACUUUCCGGUGGUCAAAAGGCACGCGUCGCUUUGGCCAGAGCAGCUUAUUCUCGAGCAAAAAAUGUAUUGAUGGAUGAUGUCCUCAGUGCUGUUGAUGCACAUACUGCUAAGCAUCUUUAUGACAAGUGUCUUUUGGGUCCACUCAUGAAAGGACGUACUCGUAUCUUAAUUACGCAUCAUGUCAAACUUUGUUUGAACGGUACUGCCUAUUUAGUACAUGUUAGUGGCGGCCGUACAGACAUUGCUGGUACUCCAGCAGAACUUCGACAGUCGGGGUCUUUGGCGACUAUCAUGGACGAAGAACACGAAGAUCAAGAAGAACCUAUUGAAGAUGAGAUCCCAACAGAGCCCACUACUGAUACCACGGCAAGUACUUCCACCAGCGAACCUACCGCUGCAGAGACUAGUCAAAAAAAGCCCCGUGCAUUGAUCGAGGAAGAGGCUCGAUUCACUGGAAAAGUCAAAAUGAGACUGUACAAGAUGUAUUGGGCAAUGGUCGGCAGCUAUUUCUUUUGGUUCGUUUUCAUCGCAGCCGUGUUUGGAGCUCGUGCGCUGGAUAUUGCAGAAAUCUGGUGGGUCAAGGUCUGGACUCAAGCCUCCAAUUCAUCAAGCGUUCACAGCAUGACGCUACAAAAACAGCAACCAUUCGGCUACCUACCAGUUUUCUUGUCGUCUUCACCGUCUGGAUUCCAUGCCCUUGAAGGAGAAGAAUCUGGAGCAAGAGGCGUCAAGUUCUAUUUGGGCAUCUAUAUAUUGAUUACGGGCUCUAACAUUUUUAUUGGUACUCUGCGAUUUGUCCUGAUAUACUUUGGUGGUCUGCGAGCGAGUCGCAAACUCUACGAGGGUUUAUUGCAACGCGUGUUCCGUGCGCCUUUACGAUUUUUCGACACUACACCCGUGGGCCGUAUCCUCAACCGCUUCUCCAAGGACUUUGAAACCAUCGACUCAAACAUUCCCAGCGACAUGUUGAACUUUCUCAUCACUGCGCUUGAAGUUCUCUCCAUUGUCGUUGUGAUAACUUUCGUCCUUCCCAUCUUUUUCUUCCCAAUAGUCAUCAUUGUUGUGCUCAGUCUUGCUGUUGGAGCCAUGUUUGUCUCUACUUCGCGAGAACUUAAACGAAUGGACUCCGUGUCUCGCUCACCGCUUUUCAGUCACUUUUCCGAAACGAUCGUGGGUGUUGCUACGAUCCGUGCCUUUGGUGUGAGCCGCCAGUUUAUGCAAGAAAUGCUGAAACGAGUGGACACCAAUGCGCGACCGUACUACUAUGUCUGGUCCUUGAACCGUUGGGUGAGCACUCAGUUCUCCAUUCUUGGUGCCAUUAUCAGCAUUGUUGUUGGAAUGAUUAUCCUUUCCAGCUUGGAUCAUUUGGAUGCGUCAGCUGCUGGUUUCUGCUUGAGUUUUGUCUUGAGUUUCUCUAAUUAUAUGUUCUGGGGUAUCAGACGCUACACCAGCUUGGAAAUGAGCUUCAACGGUGUUGAGCGUGUUGUUGAGUUCAUGGAGAUGGAUCAAGAGGCUGCUACUAUCACUGAUGUUAGACCACCAUCGUCGUGGCCAUCCGAAGGUCGUAUCGAAGUGAAUGACCUUGAAGUCCGCUACGCGCCUGAUCUAGAUCCUGUAUUGAGAGGUUUGAGCUUCUCUGUCAAGUCUAGAGAAAAGAUUGGUGUUGUCGGACGUACAGGUAGUGGUAAAUCCACGCUUGCUCUGUCAUUCUUUCGAUUUGUCGAAGCUACACGCGGUAGUAUUGUCAUUGAUGAUUUGGAUAUCAAGCAUAUUGGUACCGAAGACUUGCGUGGCAGUCUUACUAUUAUUCCUCAAGAUCCCACACUCUUUUCUGGAACACUGCGCUCCAACAUGGAUCCAUUUGAACAAUUCAGUGACGAUGAUAUCUUUAGAGCUCUAAAACGUGUUCAUUUACUACCGUCAGACGAAAACAGUUUUGAUACCGAUGAAUUAGAAGCAGUCAACGCAAAUGUCUUCCGUGAUCUGGAAACAUCUGUGAGCGAAGGAGGCAAGAACUUUUCGCAGGGUCAACGACAACUUUUGUGUUUGGCAAGAGCCUUGCUCCGUCGUUCGUGCUUGGUCUUGAUGGAUGAAGCUACUGCCAGUGUAGAUUUCCAGACCGACAAGGCUAUCCAAAAAACAAUUGCGACCGAGUUUGCUGAAAGCACCAUUUUAUGUAUUGCCCAUCGAUUACAUACGGUCAUUGAGUAUGACCGUAUCUUGGUACUGGAUCAAGGACAAAUUGUUGAAUUUGAAAGCCCACUCGAACUGAUCAGGAACCCAGAUACUGUGUUCUACAAAAUGUGCAAAAACUCUGGAGAAUUUGAUAGUCUUCUUGCUCUCGCUAAGGCCAAGCAUGAACUUGUAGAUAUUUUAUAA